This is a messenger RNA of Tetrahymena thermophila SB210, 2649 nucleotides long. RefSeq names its product transmembrane protein, putative. Lineage: Eukaryota; Ciliophora; Oligohymenophorea; Hymenostomatida; Tetrahymenidae. The transcript is spliced from 6 exons. The record is from RefSeq and is a predicted model, not a curated record.
AUGAGUACUAGAAAAAUAUAGGUUGUUCUUCUAUUGUGUUUGCUGUAACUAGUUAAUAUUAGAGCAGAUACACUUAAUUGUUUAACUUCUGCAGGACCAGUUGAUUUUAAUAGUCUUUGUAAGGAUUACAAUCUAUGUAAUACAUGUAAGAAUGGUCAAAUAGUUUGUCAAAAUUCAAAGCCUGCCCUCACAUGCACUUCAUGUAAUCAGUUUUAAUUCCUACUAAACGGAAUUACAUAUUGCUCAUCAACAGCAGGAUGUGCUCAACUAGAUAAAGCUAUGGGAUAUUGCUAGAAAUGUACCUACAACUACUAUGCUAAUUUUAAACAAAAUAGCCCAACAGAUCUAGAAAUUUAAUGUUCAUAGUCUCCUAUAAAUUUGUUAACAGUUAUGAGCAGUUUGAAUUCUCUAACCGGAUACUCACCAAACUUAGUUUUUCAAACAAAGUUAGAAAUUAUUUACAAAUAUGCAAUUUUAGUUUUAGGCAACUCCUAGUUAGUAGAAUAAGUGAGAUCAAUUUGGUUUUUCUCAAAAGACGUAGAGGAAUGUGGUGGAGCUAAUUCAAGCACCCAAAUAUAUUAAAACUGCUAAUGUACUAACAAUUUAUACGGAUCUAGAUGCCAACUUUAGCAGACAGCAGCUACUUAAGCAAAUAACGAAAUCCAAAAGAAUAUCAUUCCUGCAUUGAAUGAUCUAUAAAGUGCUUUUUCUAAGCUACAAACAAAUUAGCUCUAACUUCAAUAUGCAUACUAAAUCAUUUUUAUUUUAAGAGUUUUAGCAGAAGUAGCUGAUGGAUUUGAUGUCACUACCUAUCAAAUGUUUUACACUCUUCAGAGCAGCUUUAUCUCUGCCAUUCUUGCCUAGAAUACUGUUUAUGGUUUAAGCUACUGGCUUGAUCUUAAUCCUUUAACAAACUCAAAAGAUCCUUCAAUCACAAAUUUCAGUGUUUUGUUUUCUUUUUACAGUACCUUUGCUGAUAGACUUUCUCAGACAAUUGAUUAAACAUUAUUAAGUCAAUUAAGUUCGACAUCUUCAAAUUUAGUUACACCUGAUACUAUAAUUAUGGAUCAAAUAAAAAAUUACUAUCAGUAGAUUAUAUAAAAUGGAUUUGCUACUAACUAACUUGUUAUACUAAAAGCUACAAAGUUAGAAUUAUAUUUCCAACUCAAUAAUGUAAAUUCUAAUGCUUAGACAUAAUAAACUUACUCUAACCUUGAUCAAGUGUCUGAUUUUAGUUUCAUGAGUUUAGAAUCUUUAAGUUCAAUAAAGUGUAAUGCAAACGAGCAACUUUACCCCAGAUUCUUUAUUUCAAAAAAAGCAUUCUCUCAAAUAGUUUCAUCUACUCAACCUUCUUAAUCAUAGACUUUUCAAACACUUUUCUUUAUCAACCAAUUUUCUUCUAAUGUAUAUUAAUACGAGGACUCAAGCGUUAACUCUCCAAUAGUAUAAGCCAGAUUCCUUUAUGGAGUUUCCUAAGCAAAGAAAUUUGAUGACUUUUAAUUUGCACUUCAAUAAGAUUAUGUUGCAGUUUUAAUUCCAAAAUUCAAAACACAUCAAUACCUGAGUGGAGCUACUAGCUCUGUAACUUGUAUGGUAUUAGAUGAAAACUCUAACAAAUGGACAAGCAGCACUGAAUUAGGAGUUGAUAAUAGUUAAACUAUAAAUUGUGAUACACAUGUCAUUUGCUAUUAUAAUUUGCUUUAAAAUUUUGGUAAAAACAUUAAGCUUGGCUACAAGAUCACAAUCAGCACCAAUGAACUGAAUGAUGAAUUCUUCGAAAGAGUUCAUGGAGAUUGGUGGAGGACUUCUGGCUUUAUUAUUACAUUCAUUUUAUUAGGUUUAUUGAUACUAUUUAUGGUACUCUUUUUAUUUGUGCCAUCUUUGAAUUCUUUAGAGGCUCCUAAGAGAAAAAUUUAAAUUUAAGAACAAGAAUUACAAAACAAAAGAUUAAAUAAGUACAAUGAUAAUAAUAACAAUAAUAAUCAUCUAUAAACCGAAGGUCUAGACACUGAAUAAAGAUUUUAGACUGAAUAAAAUGCAGGACGACAAGAUAUCUACGCAAUUCAACAAUAAUAAUAUCAACAGGAAGAUUAAUAUUCAAAUGCAAAUAUCAUAGAGACAACUGAAAUGGAUGCAAAUAUGACUUUCUCAUUCUAUAGCAUAGUUCACACCUAAGAAAGAAAAUAUAAGAUUUAAAAGAUAACUAUUUUAAUUAUGUCCUGGCACUUUAUGGCUUGCUUCUUAGGAGUUAUGUACAGAAAACUUUAUUGGAGUAACUCAAACAUCGUAGUUGGUAUUGUAUACACUAUUAUAGCUAGUUGGUUUGCUGGUUAUAUUUGGGGUUUUAUUGCAGUAAAGUUCAGAAGAACCGUUGAAGGAUCUCCUAGUGUCAGCACCCUCUAUUAUAUUAUUUAUAUUUGCUUGUUUAUCUUUUUGUUCUUUAUUGAGCUUUAAGCAACUGAGUAUUACUAUGAUUAUCCUAAUAGAUAGAAAUGGCAUGGGGUAGGAUUCCUAUUGUGUGUUCUCUUUGACUAUUUCUUGUUUGAUAUCAUAUUGCUUUUUAUUUAUCAAUAUCUCUCAACUCAUUAACAAGCGUUUUUCCAUAAAUUAGGAAGCAUUUUGAGACAUAGAGGCUAUUAUUAACAUUGA